CUUCUACUCUCUCUCUCUCUCUCUCUCUUUCUGUGUGUUAAGAUUAAGAGUCGGUGAUUACACGCUCUGAUCUUAAGCACCUCAAUUAUUGUACAAUCCACCAUCAAAAAAACAAAAAAAAAUUUAUUGUACAAUCCCUCUAAACUGCAAAAACCCUUUUCGUCAUUUCGUGAGCCAUUAGUAGGGUUUCGAUUUCCUUUCAAUCCCAGAGCAUAUAUUUUUCUUGGCAGAGUAAGGCUUAAGUUUUUCGGUGGGGGGUUUUUAGCGCCUAGAAAAUGCAGGGAGGCAGAGGUGGCAGGGAUCCUUUCUCUAAUUUUGGUGACCCUUUUGCUGGUUUGGGGGGCUUCGGUGGCUUUGGAGAUCACAGGAGUUUACUUUCUAACUUUUUUGGAGGGAGGAACCCAUUUGAUGACCCUUUCUUCACACGCCCAUUAGGAGGCAUGUUUGAUUCAAAUCCAGGCUUCUUUGGUUCAAGUGGAAGUCCUUUUAUGAACAUGCAUCCAUCUGGAUUUCUUGAGCAUCACGGUUCAAGUGGAAGUCCUUUUAUGAACAUGCAUCCACCUGAAUUUCUUGAGCAUCAGGCACCAGAGCCGAAAAGAACAAAGGGCCCGAUUAUUGAGGAAUUGAACUCUGACGAUGAAAAAGAAGAUGUGAAUAAAGAGACUAAAGAAAAUCCUAGGAAGCAUGGUAGAUCAAGGAGUGAAUGCUAUGUUGAAGAUCCUGAUGAUGAAAUUGAAGAGAAAAAGAGCAAACAUUUGCUGUAUAGAAAUGCCGACAACAGGCUGAAUCAUAAUCAAUCACAACCUCAAGCUCGUAACUUCACUUUUGAGAGCUCCACUGUUACUUAUGGCGGUGCCGAUGGACCAUAUUAUACCUCGUCCAGGACUAGAAAGACAAGUGAUGGAGUGACAGUUGAAGAGGCCAAAGAAGCCGAUAUUGCUGCAAGGCAAGCAUCACACAGGAUAUCUAGGGGACUUCACAAUAAGGGGCAUUCUGUUAUGAGGAAGCUUAAUUCAGAUGGUAAGGUCGACACGUCGCAGAUCUUACACAAUCUGAAUGAAGAUGAGCUUGUGGGAUUCGAAGAUGCCUGGAAGGGAAAUGCUCAAAAACAUAUGCCUGGCUGGUCUGAGGAUCUUAUUGGUUAUGGAGGUAGCAGCAGUGGACAUGGGCAGGCCGGUAGGGGAGGUUGGGCACUGCCUUCAACAGAGCAUGCACAGCACUCGGGAAGAGUGAUACCAGAUGGUAGGGACAGGGGAGGAUCUUCUCACUCAGAGGUCUCAGGGAGGAAGAAAUCUGAUGUUAAAGACAAAAGUGGUUAUUCUAGGGGGAAAGCUAGAAAUUGAGACGGGGACAAAAGCUCAAUGUGUUGUAAUACACACGUCCAUGAAACCCCCUUCUUGCCUUCUCUUUUCCAGAGGGUACUAGCUCAUGUUGCCAUACCGAAUGGAUCAGACGUAGCAAGGUUAUUGAAGUUUUUAGAUAGAUAAUGAUAAUACUGAUGAUUUUUCGUUGGAGUUAAAUGUACUGGAUAUGUUUUACAAGUGGGAUCUGAAAUGAUUGUUGGUUAACCUUCAGAGGUCUCUUUCAUUGAAUGCUAAUAUAUUGGGUGAUUACUACA
This is a messenger RNA of Quercus robur (English oak), 1618 nucleotides long. RefSeq lists its product as uncharacterized. The record is from RefSeq and is a predicted model, not a curated record. Lineage: Eukaryota; Viridiplantae; Streptophyta; Magnoliopsida; Fagales; Fagaceae. The transcript is spliced from 7 exons. The coding region runs from base 276 to 1343 and encodes 355 amino acids.